Lutzomyia longipalpis is the source of this 1520-nucleotide messenger RNA. RefSeq names its product putative neutral sphingomyelinase (gene nSMase). Gene Ontology annotation, cellular component: cytoplasm. Gene Ontology annotation, molecular function: sphingomyelin phosphodiesterase activity. The transcript has 3 exons. The record is from RefSeq and is a predicted model, not a curated record. Bases 85 to 1308 code for a protein of 407 amino acids. Lineage: Eukaryota; Metazoa; Arthropoda; Insecta; Diptera; Psychodidae.
GAUACUUCCGUGCGCCACCACUAUGUGACAAAGAAAGUUAACCCCGCAAAAAUCGUGUAAAUAAAGAAUAAGAACAACAAAAAAAUGAAUUAUAUUCAUCUCAGUGUUUUGACGAUAAAUAUUUGGGGAAUUCCUUUCGUGUCUAAAGAUCGCGAAGUUCGGGUCCAGAGAAUUGCUGCUGAACUCUCAACUGGGAAGUACGAUGUGGUUUCGCUGCAGGAAGUGUGGUCAGAAGCAGACUAUCAGUACAUUAAAUCUCAGACGGAACUUGUUCUGCCCUACAGCCACUACUUCUACAGUGGAGUUGUGGGUUCAGGAUUAUGCGUUUUGUCAGCAUACCCAAUCACGGCUGCUUUCUUCCAUGCCUGGUCGGUAAAUGGGUAUGUCCAUCGCAUUCAACAUGGGGAUUGGUUUGGCGGGAAAGGUGUGGGAUUGUGCAGAAUCGCCAUCCAAGGGCACACCAUCAACUUCUACACUGCUCACUUGCACGCUGAAUACAAUCGCCAGAGCGAUGAGUACAUGGCACAUCGCGUGAUUCAGGCAUUCGACACGGCUCAAUUCAUCCAGCAGACACGCAGUGAUUCAGUCGUGCAGAUCUUAGCUGGAGAUCUCAAUACGGAACCCGGGGAUUUAGCUUACAGAGUUCUCCUGUCCACAUCACAACUACGUGAUGCAUAUCAAAAGGGUGCUCCCCAUGGUACGAAUGAAUGCCCCCGGAAUCCUUACACGAGCCUCGAGAGUCACCAAACCAUUCCAGAUGGCAAAAGGAUUGACUACAUUCUGUAUAGAGUUGGUGAUGGAAGUAGAUUAGCAAAUGCUUCCUACACAAUUCUCACCCCCGAAGAUUGCCUCUCAGAUCACGAAGCCGUUCAUGCAAAGCUCAACAUUGUACCCCCAAAGCUGUCGAGGGAAUCAUCCCUUGAGCACAUUGGGGAUGAUGUGGAAAUUCCCGAAUUGGAAACUUUCGAUGCAGCCAUAAAUCCCCUGGAAACGUCCCUUUUGACGGAUCUCACAGAAAGUAUCCAAAUUUGCGAGGAUAGCCUCAAGCAGUUGGAUUCAAGCAGGAAAUUUUAUCUCUGGAUGUCCUUUGCCAUCAUCAUCACGCUCAUCAUGUUCUCAGACUUUGAAGCUCCGUACGGCUUUCAGAUGGCCUACAUUUCGGUACGUGUUCUCCUGGCCAUUCUUAUGGGAUAUUUUCUCUUCAUGGGAACUUUAUGGAAUAUAAUUGAGCGCCAUGGAAUCCUUGCGGGGAAACUGGAGAUGGAGAUUGCUCUUCGGAAUAUCCCAAAUCACGGUGCAGGAACGUAGAAUUUGCAUUUUUAUGAUUGAGUUUGCUCAAUUUUUUACCACAUCUCUGUACAGCUUUAUGUGUUGUAAUUGUUUAUGGUCCACUAAAAGAGGCAGGAAAGAUCAUUAGAAUCUUCCGGAUAUUCCACAAUCAAUGCUCAUUGUCAGGCUGUUACUGAUUAAGGCAAAAAAAAGUAUCAAGUGCUGAAAAUAAAGAAUCUUCUACACUUUUA